AUGAGAAGGCCAAAUGAAGUUGAAUUUAGUAAAACUGCUUUAAUGGGCAACUGGUAUGAAGACAGAUUGGCCCCUCAAUAAUUACAGAGAGAUCCUAAUGCUACAAAAUCAUUAAGAGGAGUUGAGGAAGGCAUUUCCAUUCCAGGAGAUAAUGGAUGUUUACUUCCUUUGCCAAGAAUCAUAGUGCCAGAUGAUGGAUAUAGAGAAUUUAGAACUGAAUUCUAAACAAAGUUUGAUGCUAAAAAUAUUCAGAACAUGUAAUUAGGAGAUUGCAGAUCUUUGAUUAAAACAAAUGGUGAUAAGGUUAGCUUCCCAGAAUGUAAUACAACAGUUGCAUAAACUUCAGGAGCUAAAUCAAUUAAAUAAUUAGACCAAACAAAUAUGCAUUAAAUAUUGGUGGAUCGAGCAGUACAUCAAAAUUAUACAGAUUUUGGUUCCACAUUCCAAAACCAUCCCGAAUAACAUAAUAAAUUUUAUGCCAUUACUACAUACUAAUAAUCCUUUUAACAACCUGAAAAUAAUGUGGCAGAAAUUCUGACUGAUAAAAAGAAGAAGCCAUAAGCAGCUGGUUGUAGAGAAAGAGAUCCCUUUGAUUAAGGCUUGAAAAUGACUUCGGUUAUUACAGGAGAAAAAUACAGAAACUCCAUCGAUCCAAAAGAGAAUACUCAAGUAUAAAGGUAAUGGAUUCAUUGUGGAGAUGCAGGAUUGACGACUGCCUAAAAUAACUUAAGAUAAAGCAGUAUGGAAAAUUAUAAAAAGAAUGCUAGUUAAGUACAUCCACAUGAUAUUGCUACCAGUUUGCCUUUAGGAGAUGGUGUCUACACUUUACAUUCUAAAUACACUGAUCCUGGUUAAUUUAGACAUAUUAGAAGCGAUGUCUUACAAGAAUUAUGAAUAAACCAAUUACAAGGAAAUGAAUAUUAAUUUUAAUAGCUAUUGUUAAUUUAUGCUUGUCAA
Molecule: messenger RNA, 957 nt
Organism: Paramecium tetraurelia
Lineage: Eukaryota; Ciliophora; Oligohymenophorea; Peniculida; Parameciidae
Exons: 7
Source: RefSeq, a predicted model, not a curated record